Cynara cardunculus var. scolymus (artichoke) is the source of this 3779-nucleotide messenger RNA. RefSeq lists its product as uncharacterized. The coding region runs from base 111 to 3698 and encodes 1195 amino acids. The record is from RefSeq and is a predicted model, not a curated record. The transcript is spliced from 20 exons. NCBI's taxonomy places the organism in Eukaryota, Viridiplantae, Streptophyta, Magnoliopsida, Asterales, Asteraceae.
ACCAGAAUCAAUAUCACCAAUCCUUUCAUCGGAUGCGUGAUUGAUUUUACCGCUUUCGAUACGUUGUAUAUUUGAAGGUUUUCUGUUUUGGAAAUAAAGUUGGUGGAGGUAUGGAAUCGAUAAUGGCUAAGGCGCUGGAGACCACUCUCAAAUACUGGUUUAAAUCAUUCACCAGAGAUCAGUUCAAGUUACAAGGCCACACUGUUCACCUCGCCAAUUUAGAUAUAAACGGUGAUGUUUUGCACGCAAGUCUUGGAUUGCCGCAUGCUUUAACUGUUAGCAUGGCGAAAUUGGGGAAGUUGGAGAUCGUGCUCCCUUAUUUGAGUAAUGUACAACUCGAGCCAAUUGUUCUGCAAAUUGAUAAGCUCGAUGUGGUGUUGGAGGAAAAUGAUGAUUUGGAAGCACGUAGGAGCACACGCAGAGCACAAUCGGCUUCUAGUUCGACAAAAGGCAGUGGCUAUGGAUUUGCUGAGAAGAUUGCUGAUGGAAUGAUGUUACAAGUACAGACCGUCAGUUUAUUACUUGAGACUCAUGGGGGUGGUAGACAUCUUGGAGGAGCAACUUGGGCAUCACCAAUGGCAUCUAUUACUAUCCGCAAUCUUGUGCUCUAUACAACAAAUGAGAACUGGCAGGUUAUAAACCUUAAAGCAGCGAGGGGAUUUUCAAGUGACAAGAAUUUCAUUUAUGUGUUCAAAAAGCUUGAAUGGGAGUGUCUAUGUAUCGAUCUCCUGCCUCAUCCUGAUAUGUUCGCAGAUCCUUCUGGAGGGGCUCGUAACCGGAAAGAUGAUUAUGGUGCAAAGCGAGUUUUCUUUGGCGGCGAGCGCUUUAUUGAUGGAGUAUCUGGAGAGGCUUAUAUUACAAUACAAAGGACAGAUCUUAAUAGUCCACUAGGUCUGGAACUUCGGUGGCAUAUUACAGAAGCCAUCUGUCCAGCAUUGAGUGAACCAGGACUUCGAGCUCUUGUUCGUUUCUUCACAGGAUUAUAUGUUUGUCUCAACAGAAGUGAUGCAAAUGCUCAAGAGCCAUCAGCUGAAGCUGCAGGGCGUACAAUAGUCUCCUUUAUGGUGGACCAUAUAUUUCUUUGCAUCAAAGAUGCUGAUUUCAAGCUAGAACUUCUAAUGCAGUCACUUCUCUUUUCUCGGACAAGCGUCUCUGAUGGAGCAAGUGCCAAAUUCUUGACUCAGAUCAUGAUAGGUGGACUAAUUUUACGGGAUGGUUUCUCUCGCCCACCAUGCCCACUAGUGCAACCGUCGAUGCAAGAUGCUGCAGAGGAACUUCUACACAUUCCAGAUUUUGGUAAAAAUUUCUGCCCUCCCAUAUAUCCACUAGGUGAUAAGCAAUGGAGAUUAAACGACCGUGUUCCACUCAUUUCCCUUCAUUGUCUACGAUUUAUGCCCUCCCUUUCCCCACCAUCGUUUACUUCACAAACUGUAAUCGACUGCAAGCCUCUUACGAUUCAUCUUCAAGAAGAGUCCUGUAUAAGAAUAUCAUCCUUUCUUGCUGAUGGAGUUAUGGUUAAUCCUGGUGAUAUAUUGCCAGAUUUCUCCAUCAACUCCCUCCAAUUCAGUAUGAAAAAAUUAGAUAUCACUGUAACACUGGAGGCUGGGAAGCCUAACCAUCCCACAAAUUAUGAUCACCCUAAAUACAACUCCUUCAGCAGAGCAAGGCUUCAUCUCGACAAUCUAUACUUUUCUGAGUCUCCUUUUUUAAGGCUUGGGCUGCUCAAUCUCGAUAUGGAUGCUGCAUGCUUCUGUAUGUGGGAAGGUCAACCUAUCGAUGCCAGCCAGAAAAGAUGGACAGCUGGAUCUUCUCUCCUCGGCAUGUCUCUGGAAACAUGUAACAAUCCGCCUGGAGUGAAUUGUUCUCGCCUACCCUCUUCAGAAUUCUGGAGAUGUGUCGAGAUGAAUGGUGUUUGCAUACAGGUAGCAAUGGUAACUGCAGAUGGAAGCCCAUUAGUAAACGUUCCUCCUCCGGGAGGAGUUGUCAGAGUAGGAAUUGCUUUUGAACAGUAUGUGUCCAACACUUCCGUGGAGCAACUAUUUUUUGUCUUAGAUCUCUAUGCCUAUAUUAAUAAUGUCCAUGAUAAAAUGGCGAUGGUUAGAAAAAGAAAAGGAAUGAAGACAGUGAAGAAUAAAUCUUCUGAUUCUGAUAGUUUUAGCAAUAGGGUUCCGGCUGAUGCUGCUAUUAGUCUAACGAUUAAGAACCUGAAGCUAACAUUUCUAGAAUCUUCUUCCACAGACCUUCAGGGAAAACCGCUAGUUCAGUUUACUGGAGAUGACCUGUUAAUACAAGUUACACAUAGAACCUUGGGCGCUGCAAUGGCCACUUCAUCAACUUUGCGAUGGGAGAGAGUGCAAGUGGACUGUGCAGAGACCGAUAGAAGUUUGACACGUGCAAAUGGUUUAACGCCCGCCUUUACUGAAGAUUGUUCUCUUGUUGAGAAUAGCUACCCUGAGUUAAGAGCUGUCUUUUGGGUGCAGAACAGGAGGAGCUUUCAAUCAAAUGGCCAAGCUGUCUCCAGUCCAUUUUUAAAUUUAAGCAUAGUGCACGUAAUUCCAUAUAAUGCACAUGAUAUAAAGUAUCAUAGUUUACGUGUGUCAGCUUGUAUUGCGGGUGUACGCCUUGCAGGAGGAAUGAAUUACAACGAAGCUUUGCUCCUCCACUUUGGAAUUCUAGGGCCAGGUGGCGGCCCAGGGGCUGGACUCUCCAAAGGUUUAGAGCACUUAUCUUCAGGACCUUUGUCAAAACUAUUCAAAGCAUCACCUCCGUUUGUCGAUGAGGUGAGGGAGAGUCAAAAUGAAAGCAUAGGGGAUGACAAGAAUGGUAGUUACUUGAAUUUGGGUGCACCACAUGAUGUGAAUAUAUUACUGGAACUGAAGGACUGGAUAUUUGCCCUGGAAGGCGCAGAGAUAAUGGCAGAAAGGCACAGUUUCAGUGAUUCUAGCAGGGAAGAGAGAUCUUGGCACACGUCUUUUGAGAGUUUUAAAGUUAGAGCAAACGGAAGCAGAGAUGACACAGUGAAUGGCAAAGGAAAUUCGAUUGGAGCACAAAACUAUCCUGUUGAAGUGGUCAGGGUUGGUGUUGAAGGCUUGAAGACCUUGAAGCCUCAGCGAAAGAAAAAUGCACCUUCAAAAGGGGUCACACAAACCGUCGAGCCACAUGAGGGGGUAGACCUCGAAGUUGAGAUAGUACCUUCUGAAGAUAAUGGUGUCAAUGGGACAAUUACUUGGGGGGUGGAGGAUUUGAAAAUUACUUCAAAACAACCGAUUGAUGUUGUCAUACGAAAGGAUGAACUGCAACAUGUUGCUCGUUUGUGCAAGUUGGAAAUCGAUUCAAUGGGACGAAUAGCUGUUGGGAUUCUACGGUUUUUUAAGCUCGAUGGACCAGUCGCUCAGCCAGCACUGGAUCAAUUAAGCCAUCUUGGAAGUGAAGGUAUCGAAGAGAUCUUCUCUCCACGAAAAGGGAGCAGUGGCGAUAAUAGCAUCGGCCCGGGGGAUCCGUUCGGAUCCGCAGAUAAUAAUUGUUCAUCCAUAGAUUCAACAUUAGCUUCAUUGGAAGCAACAUUGUUGGAUUCACAGUCCAUUUGUUCAUCCCUUUCUUCAGAAGUAACCACUUCCAAUCUUCAUACUGUACAACAACUCUCCCAGAAACUAGAAAGUAUGCACAGAUUCUUGAUGAAGUUGCGCAAUCAGGUAUAGUUUCCUUUUCUUCUUUUUUUUUUAUUACAAUUUUGGAACAAAUUAUGUAGUUUUAUAUUAUUUUCAAAUCUUAGCUUUAUA